GGACGGUUCAUUGCUUUUUAUUUCUUUGCAAGAAUUUUAAAAAAAUAUUCAUAUAUAAAUUCAAAACAGUUUUAAAAUGAAACAGUUUGUGAUUUUAUUUACUUUGUUAGCAGGAUUUUUCCAAAACUCAAUUUAUGCUUUGCAAUUUACGGAUUGUGGUUCCAAAACAGGAAAAUUUACAAAAGUUGUUGUUUCCGAUUGUGAUACUACCAAAAAUGAAUGCAUUUUAAAACGUAAUUCAUCAGUCUCCAUAACUAUUGAUUUCUCUUUGGCUGAAGAUGUUACAUCGAUUAAAACAGUUGUCCAUGGCAAAGUGAUGGGUGUAGAAAUGCCAUUCCAUUUACAAAAUCCCGAUGCUUGUGUUGACAGUGGUCUUAAAUGUCCUUUGGAAAAGGAUGAAACAUAUGAAUAUACCGCCACAUUGCCGGUCUUGAAAGCAUAUCCCAAAGUAAAUGUUAUGGUUAAAUGGGAAUUGAAGGAUCAAAAUGGUGAAGAUAUUGUUUGUGUUGAAAUACCUGCUAAAAUUAAUUAAUAUUACGCACUACUACUUCUACUACAUACUACUAAAAUCACUCAGUAUUUAAAAUUUUCGAAUGUACUAUAUUUAAAUCACUAGAUCAUUUAAGUUUUGUAAUUUAAUAAAUUUAGUGGGAUUUUGUUGAACAAAAUAAAA
Calliphora vicina (urban bluebottle blowfly) is the source of this 673-nucleotide messenger RNA. RefSeq names its product Niemann-Pick type C-2a (gene Npc2a). Gene Ontology annotation, biological process: intracellular cholesterol transport. Gene Ontology annotation, molecular function: sterol binding. Bases 77 to 532 code for a protein of 151 amino acids. The record is from RefSeq and is a predicted model, not a curated record. The transcript has 3 exons. NCBI's taxonomy places the organism in Eukaryota, Metazoa, Arthropoda, Insecta, Diptera, Calliphoridae.